AAUUAGAUAAAUAGGUGAAAGCCACAGACUAAGGAUGUAAACAGCUUGCUUAAUAGCUUCCAAAAUAAAUAGAAAUGUCUGAAAGAGAAUCAUAGUAGUUAGUGUAUUUUUUAUAUUAAUAGUAGCAAUAAUAGUAUAGCAUUUUUCUAGAAAUUACUGAAUUUACGAAUCUUUAACGAGUAAUGCAUUUUUAUACUACCUAAACGAUUUUCUCAUUUGAUUGUUGUUUAAUGAGGCUAUAAUUUUUAUGGAAAUUUCAUUUUGAUAACAACUUCCAUACAGUUAGUUCAAAGUAAUGAUGUUGAUGAAUUAAAAAGACCAAUUCAAACGUCUGUUAAAAUGAUUUACCUAAAAUGUCUAGUUGUUAUUAGCUCUUUAAUUCUGCCUGUAUUUUGCAAUAAUACCGUACCAGUUACGACUCUGGAACCAACUGAAGAUGGAAUUGGAACCGAUUCAAUUGACAUGACAACAGUUAUAGUCUCCACAAGCUAUAAUCCAACCGCUACCACUGAACUGCUUGACGGAUCUAAUGUUACUACAGAGCCAACUGUAGUUGAGAAUGAGAAUGUAACAUUCAGAUCAGUUAAUAAAACGACGUCAGCAAUAGUAAAGAGACGUGUUCUAAUAAUAAACAAACAAAUACUACGACAGAGUUCAAAGAAAAAAAGAAGAGGUAAGAAGAACCAAGAUCAAGACCCACGCCUAGCUACAGUCGAAAGUCUUCUUUAUGAAGAAUACGAUAAGGAUGGAGAAAAAAUUGUCGAAAUAAUGAUGAACAACAUGGAGGAUGUUUCGAAAUUCUUCCAGUCUUAUCUUCAUACACAGGUUUGUUAUGGCCAAUGCGAUCCCUAACUAUCCUAGAAGGGUGGCCACAACCGCUGGUUGAAUUCGGUUGUCCAAUGUACAAAUUGUAGUCUGAAAUUAAUAAAAGUAGUGCUUGUUCAA
Molecule: messenger RNA, 945 nt
Organism: Spodoptera frugiperda (fall armyworm)
Lineage: Eukaryota; Metazoa; Arthropoda; Insecta; Lepidoptera; Noctuidae
Exons: 3
Coding region: 340-852 (170 amino acids)
Source: RefSeq, a predicted model, not a curated record